Messenger RNA from Dama dama (fallow deer), 5730 nucleotides. RefSeq names its product zinc finger protein 711 (gene ZNF711). Gene Ontology annotation, molecular function: RNA polymerase II transcription regulatory region sequence-specific DNA binding; metal ion binding; DNA-binding transcription factor activity, RNA polymerase II-specific. Lineage: Eukaryota; Metazoa; Chordata; Mammalia; Artiodactyla; Cervidae. Gene Ontology annotation, biological process: regulation of transcription by RNA polymerase II. The transcript has 9 exons. Gene Ontology annotation, cellular component: nucleus. The coding region runs from base 1822 to 4242 and encodes 806 amino acids. The record is from RefSeq and is a predicted model, not a curated record.
GAGUAGCUUGUGAUUGGCUCGAGCUGCGGAACCUCGGAAACCCGAAUGUGAGGAGCUCGCUGAUCCACAGCUGCCGCCCCCCGCAGAAAUCCGGAGCGCGGUCAGAAUCCUAGUGGCGGCGGCGGCGGCGGCAGGUAAGGAGACUCCUAAGGAGAGAGUACAGAGACUUGGAUCCGCUGCUCUCAGUGUCGCUCGGGUAAAAAGAACGUUCUUCCAAAGAAAAUAACGUAGUUCAGAAGGAAAAAUAACAAAAACAAAGUGCUGCAGAUUUUAUUUUACAAUAUGUAAGAAAAUCUACAGUUUCUUCAGGAUACUCAUAUUAAGGUGAUUAACAAAUUACUUCAUGUUUUGUUUAAUAAUUAGGCAAAAUUAACUGUUUAAAACAUUUUAAAGGCAUUUGUAAUUGUUCUCUUGGUCAUGUGAUAAAGCAGUUAUUCUGAUUAAAUUUAAAAUAGUACACUGUUUUAAAUGUUGGAAAUAAGUCAUUAUGGCAUUUUAAUUUAUCUCUCCGAAGACCCAGGUAGUUGUGAACUCUCUUGACUUCAUUUUGAAGGCAGAAAACAAUGUGGUGUUUAAAAAAGAUAACAAAAAUACAGCUCAGAGUGUGCUCACAUAUAGAGUAAUUUUGUUUGAAUCAUUGUGAUAUACAGAGAUGUCACCUACUGCUGUAGGAUUUUGAGAUAUAUGACUCAAGUGUUGAUAAAGAUUACUCUGUGAGACUUUCCUGCCUUCUGUAUACCUAUAGAACUUUGAGGCAAGGAAAAAAAAUCUUAGUGAUCUCCUGUACUUAAGAAUAGAUUAAGCCAAAUUUAUUAAACAUUUCUAACUAAAAAUGAGGAAAUGUUCUAUAAAAUUGACAGAUUUUUUUGGUCGAUUUGCUUAGAAGCUUGUAUCUGAGAGUAAAGUAUACAUGUAAUUUUAAGAAAUAGCAUUAAGUUACAGAAUCUAAUUUUAGGUUCCAUACUAUCUGGUGAUCUUAAAUAUAGUAUAAGUUAUUUGAAAUGAAAUAGGUUGAGCCCUUGCUUUCAAAACUAGCAUGAGGCUAGCAUGGCUUUAUUAAUUAUUAAUGAAAAAACUUACAAGUUACAGUUACAAGUAAAAGCUAUUCUGAAAGAACCAAUUUGCUAAAUGUUUGUAUGUGAUUGAUCUUAUCUCUGCUACAUUUAGGAAGCAGUCAUGUUUCAUGAGUCCUCAAAACUGUGAGCCAAGAGAUUGUAGUAGAGUAAGGCAAGAAGUCCUUACUGGCUCAAAGAACUCCAGGGAAACUGGGAUAGAACAUUUUUCAUUAUAAGUAGAACCCCGGGAGCCAGAGGUGAAACACAAGUUUAUCUGCAGAGCUACGCUGCAGGGCUGAGCUGGGUCUGGAAGAAAUGGAUGAGAGCCACUGGAUGAAAUGCACUAAUACUAGACACCUGAGUCCUCUAGUAAUGUAUAAAUACCCCAACUAUUGUCUGUUGUCAUCUUGUUCUUUUUCUUCCUAUUUAAUAACCUAUAUUUUAACUGGAACAUCAAUACUACAAUUUUGUUCUUUUGCUUGCGUCUAUCACUUCCCUGUGGCUCAUCCCCUUUGUGCUUCUUCUCCAUUAUCUUUGGUUUACUUCCACUGACCCUUCUUUUAUUUAUGGUUGUCACAUAAAGCAUAAAACAAGGUUUCUUUUGUUUGUUUGCUUUGUUUUCCUUUGUAAUGAGAUUUGCACACCUGGUUGAGAGGCACAUUUUCAAUUGCAUUUUUCUCAAAACAAUUGACUUUGACCUAAAUGCAUUUAAACUAUUUUAAAAAACACUUCUUUUACAGAGAUUUGUGAAUGAACUUUACUAAGUAUGGAUCCAGGUGGUGGAAGUCUUGGAUUGCACACAUCAGACUCUAGAAUGGCCCAUACCAUGAUUAUGCAGGAUUUUGUUGCUGGAAUGACUGGUACUGCGCAUAUCGAUGGAGACCAUAUUGUUGUUUCAGUUCCUGAGGCUGUAUUAGUUUCUGAUGUUGUCACAGAUGGUGGGAUAACUCUUGAUCAUGGCCUUGCAGCUGAAGUUGUCCAUGGGCCUGAUAUCAUUACCGAGACUGAUGUAGUAACAGAAGGUGUAAUUGUUCCUGAAGCUGUACUUGAGGCUGAUGUUGCUAUUGAAGAAGAUUUAGAGGAAGAUGAUGGUGAUCACAUCUUGACGUCUGAGCUAAUUACAGAAACCGUUAGAGUACCUGAGCAGGUUUUUGUGGCUGAUCUUGUUACUGGUCCUGAUGGACACUUGGAACAUGUGGUCCAAGAUUGUGUUUCAGGAGUUGACUCUCCCACAAUGGUGUCAGAGGAGGUUCUUGUAACUAAUUCAGAUACAGAAACUGUGAUUCAAGCAGCUGGUGGUGUUCCUGGUUCUACAGUUACUAUUAAAACUGAAGAUGAUGAUGAUGAUGAUGUCAAGAGCACUUCUGAAGACUACUUAAUGAUAUCUUUAGAUGAUGUUGGGGAAAAAUUAGAGCAUAUGGGGAAUACACCAUUAAAAAUCAGCAGUGAUGGUUCACAAGAAGAUGUUAAAGAAGAUGGAUUUGGUUCAGAAGUAAUAAAAGUGUAUAUAUUUAAAGCCGAGGCCGAAGAUGAUGUUGAAAUAGGUGGAACAGAGAUUGUCACAGAGAGUGAGUACACCAAUGGACAUUCUGUAGCUGGAGUGCUUGACCAGAGCCGAAUGCAGCGGGAGAAGAUGGUUUACAUGGCAGUUAAAGAUUCUUCUCAAGAAGAAGAUGAUAUCAGUUGUGCUGAAAUAGCAGAUGAAGUAUACAUGGAAGUCAUUGUAGGGGAAGAGGAAGGAACUUUCCCUGAGACUCAACUUGAGGACUUUGAUGUUAAUAAAACAAUUGUCCCUAUUGUCUGGGCUGUGGUAUAUGGAGAUGAAAGAAGAGUUUCUCGAAGGUAUGAAGAUUGUCAAUCAUCAGGAAAUACUUUAGACUCAACAUUAGAAAACAGAAGUAGUACAGCAGCACAAUACCUUCAAAUCUGUGAUAGUAUUAAUACAAAUAAAGUACUUAAACAAAAAACCAAGAAGAGGAGAAGGGGAGAAACGAGGCAGUGGCAAACAGCUGUUAUAAUAGGCCCUGAUGGACAACCCCUGACAGUGUAUCCUUGCCAUAUUUGCACAAAAAAGUUUAAAUCCAGAGGAUUCUUGAAAAGACACAUGAAGAAUCAUCCUGAUCAUUUGAUGAGAAAAAAAUAUCAGUGUACAGAUUGUGACUUUACAACUAACAAGAAAGUGAGUUUUCAUAACCAUUUAGAAAGCCAUAAGCUUAUAAACAAAGUUGACAAAACCCAUGAAUUUACAGAAUACACACGAAGAUACAGAGAAGCUAGUCCAUUGAGUUCAAAUAAACUUAUAUUAAGAGACAAGGAGCCGAAGAUGCACAAGUGCAAAUACUGUGACUAUGAAACUGCAGAACAAGGACUGUUAAACCGACAUUUACUGGCUGUUCACAGCAAGAAUUUUCCUCAUGUUUGUGUUGAGUGUGGGAAGGGCUUUCGACAUCCUUCUGAACUCAAGAAACAUAUGAGAACCCAUACUGGUGAGAAGCCAUAUCAGUGUCAGUAUUGUGUUUUCAGGUGUGCAGAUCAGUCAAAUUUGAAAACUCAUAUUAAGUCUAAACAUGGUAACAAUUUACCAUAUAAAUGUGAGCAUUGUCCCCAAGCAUUUGGUGAUGAGAGAGAACUUCAACGCCAUCUGGAUUUGUUUCAAGGACAUAAGACACACCAGUGUCCUCAUUGUGACCAUAAGAGCACCAACUCAAGUGACCUUAAGCGGCACAUCAUAUCUGUCCACACUAAGGAUUUUCCUCACAAAUGUGAGGUCUGUGAUAAAGGUUUCCAUCGCCCUUCCGAGCUCAAAAAGCAUAGUGAUAUCCAUAAGGGUAGGAAGAUUCAUCAGUGUAGGCACUGUGACUUUAAAACAUCAGAUCCAUUUAUUCUUAGUGGUCAUAUCCUUUCAGUUCAUACUAAGGAUCAGUCAUUGAAGUGUAAAAGAUGCAAAAGAGGGUUCAGACAACAAAAUGAGCUCAAAAAGCAUAUGAAGACUCACACUGGAAGGAAGAUUUACCAAUGUGAGUAUUGUGAAUACAGCACUACAGAUGCAUCUGGCUUUAAACGACAUGUGAUAUCAAUACAUACAAAAGACUAUCCACACAGGUGUGAAUUCUGCAAGAAGGGAUUCCGACGACCAUCAGAAAAAAAUCAGCAUAUUAUGAGGCACCACAAGGAGGCUCUUAUAUAAUAAGAUCAAUAUAAAGAAAAGCUAUUUAGAAAAUAUGACAUGCUACAUGGGAAGAUAAUUUCACAAACUGUUUCACCUGGUUACAUAGCUUGAUAUUAAAUUAUAAAUUUACAUUCUUUUUAUUAAAGAUCUUAAUGUAUUUGAAUUGAGAGGGGAUCUCAUAGCCCUUUGAAAUUACUUAAAGAAUUUAAGGAGCACCAUAGAAUGGUUUCAGAAAACCUUAUUGUCUAUUUAAUGGUAUAAACAUAAUUCAAUUACAGAGGGGAAGAGCAAAGACAACCACUUUAUUUGGCUGAUCAUACUAGAGACAAAACUUUCUGAAAAGAUCAUAUCUAAUUAAGGAGUGAUGCUUUGCUUUGGCAAACAAGUCUCACUUUUAUGCAGUUUUAGAAAUGGGAUGGAAAAAUAAAAUGCAGUCAUCCAUCAGUCACUUAGUCACUGCAUCUUUAUAUGGUACCUGGAAAUUGAAUUCCAGAAAUGGCAAAAGUUUUGUGUAUUCAUUAAAAGAAAUUUCACUGAAAAACAGGUUAGAUUAAUUCAAUACUAUUUAGAAGGAUUUCAAAGCUACUAAGGUUUUAUUACAGGAUAGGAUGUUUAAAAUACAGCAUUCUGUACUGAAGUCUAAAGAUUAAAGUUCCCCUUUUUUCUGAUGUUCAAGUUGAUUGAUGUUCAGUAUGGCAUAUAUGACAAAAGUAUAUUUGAGUCAAAUGUGGCUUUCUAAAAUGGAUGUAACAGUAAUGUUGCAAACAAAGCUAGCACUAUAUUUCUUAAUGAUAUUAAGAUUAAAUUGAGAGAACACAGUUUUCUUAAAUAUUUAGUUUUUUUAGGACAGUCAUAGCAAGUAUGAUUGUUCCAGUCUUACUUGCUCUAAUGUUUAAAGGUGCAAUUUUAUGCCAUUAUUGAAAAUUUUGAUUUUUAAAAUCUAUAUACCAUAUUAUUAACAUACAUUUUCAAUGUGAGGCAGUAUUUAUGCAGUAUUUAACAAAACACUAUGCUGCCAAUAGAGCUUGAAGGUGGAUAUUCAGUUUACAUUGUAUAAAAUAUGCAUCCUUUUAACAACACUUUAUGUUAGCAUGCUGCAAAUCAACAUGGCGCUUAAUAUAAAAAGCUGGUUUAGGGAAAUUUAAUGAAAAUCCUGUUCAUAAAUGUAAUGCAUAUGAUGUGUACUUUUAAGUUUUAGUUGCUUCAUGUUUACACUCAGCUGUUCAGUAUAAUUAAAAUGUAAUUUUACUCCAUGCUAUAUUGUGGCUUUGUGUUUUAAAUAAUGUUCACCUUUCUGUUUUUGCACCAGGUAAGAAUCAGUUCCUUGAGAAUAAAUUUUUUAUCUUUCUUAAUUCAGAAUAUUAAAUUUGGAAAAUCUAAAGUUGUGUGUCAUGUGGUUGUAAAUGAUGUACACGCUGUAAGAUAAGAUUGUCACUGUUAAUGUGGGAUUAUUAUUUCUAAAUGUUACUCAUUGAAAUGAGCAUACAAUAAAAAGCAUUUAUUGCA